Messenger RNA from Mizuhopecten yessoensis (Yesso scallop), 1828 nucleotides. RefSeq lists its product as uncharacterized. The record is from RefSeq and is a predicted model, not a curated record. Gene Ontology annotation, biological process: positive regulation of DNA-templated transcription. The transcript has 2 exons. NCBI's taxonomy places the organism in Eukaryota, Metazoa, Mollusca, Bivalvia, Pectinida, Pectinidae. Gene Ontology annotation, molecular function: metal ion binding; protein binding; ubiquitin-protein transferase activity. Gene Ontology annotation, cellular component: nucleoplasm; chromatin. Bases 223 to 1671 code for a protein of 482 amino acids.
UAAUUGUUUUCUGUUGGUAAGGUAUGAUGUGAACCACUCCACCGACUCAAUGCCAAUUACACCAAGUUUAUCACACAAAAUCCCAUGGUCAACUGUAUCAAAGGCCUUCUGUAGGUCUAGUAAAACCAUUCCAGUGAAGAGACCUUUAGACGUCUGGGACUUUAUGUGAUCAACCAGAAUUCAAAUGAUGUGAUGUAGAAGAAGAGGGAACAUAUUAGCAUAAUGGAUUCAACAGCAGAUAAUUGUCCAAUAUGUUGGGAUGACUUUAAGGAGCCAAAGUUGUUGAAGUGCUGUCAUUCCUUUUGCUGCAAGUGUCUGAGGAACUACACUCGUAAAAAUAGGGGACGUAGUGAGCUGACUUGUCCGCUAUGUCGACAAGUCUGGGAAAUACCAGAAAAAGGUGUUGGUGAAUUUUUAACAAACUAUUUCAUAGCAGACACAGAUUUUAAGCUCGAGGGAGUUGUUCUACCCUGUGGUUGCUGCAGGAAGGAACGUGUCCUUAAAACAUGUUCACACUGCAGUCAGGCCAUGUGUGGUGAAUGCGCAUUUGAUCACCGGGAAGCGCUGCGACUGUCAGGUGAGGAUCAUCUUACCGUGUUUGACAGUAGAGAUGACAACGCUGCUGACUCUGACUCGGAUGAAUACGAGUCUAUGGACUCAGGUCGACGACAGCAGCGACGCAAUUCGUCGACAUUAGCUAUACCCUUUUCUCUGUCUAUUGCCUUGCCUCCGAUGCGAACAAACUUGAAAGUAGAACCUUUAUCAACAUUUGUUAUAGAGAGUGAAUUUCCAGGCAGCAGUGAACGUCCAUUUAUCAACUGUAUACAUCCUGUAUCGGAGGAUGAGUGUUGGAUAAUUCCUACGGCUGGACCAGACUUGGUCCGUUAUACAUGGGAAGGAGAGAGAAAGCAAAUCAUUCACCUUGGUGGUAUACUAACAUCACUGGUCUGCCAGCCUGAUGGUGCAUUCCUUAUCUCUCUUUGGGGAGACAAGUCAAUUGUGGCACUGUUGUCCGACUCCAUGGUCAGGGGUUUUUCCAACACUGGAGAUAUUCAUCCUCAUUCUUUGGCGGCCUUUCCAGAUGGACGUGUAGUGUUUUGUGGACCGUCUUCAAAAUCUGCUGAAAAAUCAGACCCAGAAAAGGAAAAAACAACAGUCAAUGAAGGAAGUCUGUCCAUAUUGUCUAAAGAUGGGUCUCUGAUCAGAGAAGUAAGACACAGUAGAACAGGUCCGAUAUUUGAGAAUCCAGCAGCCGUUGCUGUCAAUCCUGUGAUUGGAUCCAUAGCAGUUGCAGACAAAGGAAGGGGAUGUGUUUUCCUUUUGUCCCCUGAUGGUGAAAUGUUUUCUCAGUACAAGGGAGCUAACCGCAGACAGCACUUCCCAUUCCUUUUAGCAGCACAGGAAGAUGUCCAGUUCCUGCCCCUGAAUCUGUGCUUUGAUAAAACGGGAAACUUGUACAUAUUAGAUGCAUCCUCAAGAUUAAUCCACAUCCUGAAUCCACAUGGUGAAUUCUUGGGCAUCAUGGCACCAGGGGACAUUGAGGAGUUUUCUCAUCCAUUUAGUAUAGCUAUUGAUCACAAGGGCAGAAUGUGGAUUGGAGAUGAGUCAGACCACUGUGUCAGAGUUUUUCAGAUUUGUCUUUAUGUAAAUCAUUUCCCUAGGGACAAUUAAUUUGUUAAAUGAAAAUUUGUAAUGUGAACAUUAUUUUUUGUCAAGUUUUUUAUAACAAAGAAAAUGCAGCGGUUUAUGCCAAAAAGUGCACAUUUUUUUUUCGGUAUAUACCGUAUAUACCAAAACAAAAUCUUGGGCAUUCUUUAUAAUUUAAUUU